AUGGAGGAUGAAUAUUUAUUUUCUGGUAGUGCUUGGUUUAAAGAACGGCUCAAGGGUGCUGAUAGUAGAUACUGGAAAAUAGCUCGAAAAUAUUUUCUGUUUAAAAAGGAUCUGUCAUCGGCACCUAAUUUGUUUAAAUUUGAUUAUAAAGCCAUAAAAACUAUAUCUAGACCACAAGGUACAAUUCUUAUGAGUUUUCGAGGAGUAACUCUUGAUCCUGAUGAAAUAAGCGAGCAUCGGCCUGGUCGACCAUGGACGGAUGAUGCAAAAAAUUCUAUUCGUUCAUUAUUGGACCGAAUUGCUACUCGAUGGGAACCAAAAUAUCUGUAUCCACCAAAAACUGAUAUUAGAAAGCUUCAUGAUAGUUUAACGCCAGAACCUUUACAACAUGUAGAGAAAACAUACGAUGAAACAAAUAAUGAUAUUGACUCAUUUAAUGUCGAUAAGGCUUUAGAUUUGUACGAGAGAUAUCUAGUGCCAUUAUAUUAUCAUGAAUUGUGGAGUGAAAUAAUUAAGGAUUUUAAAAAUGUUGAAACAAAACUUGAAGAACGUGAAACAGUAAUUAAUGCUAGCUUAUUCUUUGACGAGAAUACUCAUGAUCAGACAAAAGAAAGUGCACUUAUUUUUGGAACUAAUCGUGUGAUCUAUAAUGAUAAUUAUAAACCUCUAUCAAAGAAACCUGGUCUUUUUGAUCUUGUUCUUAUCAAAGUCAAUAAUAAGGAAUACUUUGGUAUAAGUGUUUAUGUUGAACGCAAUAAACUUAAAGUAACAGAUGAAAAUAAUCGUCUGGUAGAUGUUAAUGCGAACAAUGGUGAGUAUAAUAAUCUCAAAAUCGAAUUGAAUACAACAAUUGGCGUUUAUGUUUCACGUGCAUGUUCUGAUGCAUUUAAGCAAUACCGUAGUCAAACGAAGGAUAAUAAAUUAGCAAUAAUAAAAAUAACAAAUAUAACAUCAACAAGACGUAGGAUUAUGGCUAUACAUAAUUUAAGUGACUGGCCCCAAUAUCGAAGUAUAUUGAAACCCAUGAUCAAUGAUAUUUAUUUUCAAAAACCUAAUAAUUACGAUCCAUUGAUUAUGAAUCCCACAGAUGGAUUUAAUACAGCCCAAUCAGAAACAAUUGCUAUUGCUGAAUGUAUGUUUAGUGAUAUUCAACAACGAAUGCAUCUUGUAUAUGGUCCUCCUGGCACAGGCAAAAGUCGAACAAUCGCAGGUAUUGUAUUGAAAUUACUGCCUAAAUUAGCGGAAAAAGGACAUAAACAAAAAAUUCUUCUUUGUGCACCAUCAAAUAAUGCAUGUGACGAACUGUCUCGUCGUAUUCUUGCUGGAUUUGAAGAAGAAAAAAAAAAAGAUAUUUUUUACGAACAGGGUAGAUUAGUUCGCAUUGGUUGUCAACCACCUGAUGACUAUCAUUUAUGUAAAUAUUUCUUAGAUUUUAUGGUUUUACAAGAUAUAGUGAAUGCUUUGAAAACGGGACGAAGAAUAUAUCCAAGUAUUAUUGCUCAAGAAACUGAGUUGCGCCUUAUGCAAGAUGCUCAAAUAGUUAUAUCAACAUUAAAUUAUUGUGGAAAUGCAAGAAUGCAUCAACUGAAAUCAUUUACAGAGUUCAUUAUUAUCGAUGAAGCAUGUCAAGCUUCAGAAGCUGACCUUCUUCUACCACUUCGAUUUAAAUGUACUAAACUGAUGCUUGUAGGCGAUCCAAAACAGCUUGAGCCGUGUGUUCUGAGUGAAGCUGGAAAAAUGUAUGGUUUAUCUCAAUCUCUUUAUGGACGUCUUUUUUCUAUUUUUGAUCAAUAUCCAGAUAGUCCAAUAGGUAUGCUCAAUAUUCAGUAUCGGAUGCAUCCAGAUAUAUGUAGUUUUCCAAAUGAAUACUUCUAUUCCAAUCGUUUAAUAACCGAUGAUUCAGUAGUGGCAAGAACGAUAAACUUUACUUUAAAAUCAUUAUAUCUAUAUAACAUAACUAACUUACCACAUACCUAUGAUAGUGCUAACUCGUCAUGUAAUGAAGGUGAAGCUAAAUGUAUACGAGCGUUUUGUAAUUUAUUGAUUGCGCAUCUAGCUGAGCAGCGUGCAUUAGUCUCUAGCAACAGUAACAAUCAUGAAAGAAGUAAUGACAAUAGUGAUGACGACAAUGAUGAUGAUGAUUAUGAUGAUGCAUCCAGCACAACUAAUUUGUCUAUUUCGAGCUAUAGGACAGCUAAUGAUAGUUUUGAUGAAGUAGAAAUUGAAAGAAGACGUUUACAACGAUUAUCAAUUAACGAUUCUCAAUCAGCUGAAAUUCAACAACGUAUUGCUAUAAUUACGCCAUAUAAAGCUCAAGUUCGACUGCUUCGACAAUAUUUACCAUCCUAUAUUGAAAUCAUGACAGUGGAUAGUUCACAAGGCAAAGAAAAAGAUAUCAUUAUAAUAUCAUGUGUUCGUAGUGGUGGUAAUAUUGGAUUUCUAGAUGAUAUGCAUCGUGUGAAUGUAAUGUUAACUCGAGCAAAAUAUGCUUUGUAUGUGUUUGGAAAUUUAACUCAGUUAGCUAAUCAACAUGUUGGUUGGGAGGCUUUUGUGAAUCAUGCUCGUGCAAAUGGAAUUUUCUGUAAUACAAAUAUCACGCCAAUUGACUUACCAUAUUGUGAAGAUUAA
Molecule: messenger RNA, 2628 nt
Organism: Adineta steineri
Lineage: Eukaryota; Metazoa; Rotifera; Eurotatoria; Adinetida; Adinetidae
Source: the annotation of a GenBank genome assembly